Messenger RNA from Rhizophagus irregularis DAOM 181602=DAOM 197198, 864 nucleotides. RefSeq lists its product as uncharacterized. The record is from RefSeq and is a predicted model, not a curated record. Lineage: Eukaryota; Fungi; Glomeromycota; Glomeromycetes; Glomerales; Glomeraceae. Gene Ontology annotation, molecular function: intramolecular lyase activity.
AUGUUUUUAUUACGAACAGUACUAAGAUCUCGAAAUUUUAUUAGGCAGACUUCUUUUUCUACAUAUGCAAAACAUAACUUGAAGCCUUCAAAUUUUCGUUUCGGGUUCAGUUCUGGAAAGGUUAAAUUUUCUACUUCUAGUACUAUUGCUACGGCUAUUGGUUUAGCUGGCGUAUCUUAUUGGUAUGUGUACGAUAAAAACAUUGCGUUUGCUGACGCUUUGCCAAAAAGUGUAGAGUCUGUAACAACCGAGGAACCCGAGAGUGGAGUACAUAUUCCAACGUAUAUUACAUUACAUGACGGAACAAAAGCAAGGCUUAUAGGGUUAGGUAUUAGAACUGUUUCAUUCUUAAAAAUUAAGGUUUAUGUUAUUGGAAUGUAUAUUAGUGAAGAUGAUAUUGAUGUAUUGAAAAAUUGGAAGGGAUAUGAUAAGGAAAAGUUUAUGUCAGAGAAUGAUGAAUCGAUGACCUUAUCAAUAUUGGAUCUACCCAUAGUUAUGGCAAUUCGUAUUGAACCUGUACGAAAUACAAAUGGACAUCAUUUGCGUGAUGGUUUUACGCGCGCGAUUACGCACAGGAUGCAAGAUGGAUACAUGAGUGAGGAAGAUGCAGAGAACGUUUUAAAGGCCAUAAAAGAACUUAAAGCAAAAUUCCCCAAGUCAGUAGUAAAAGCCGGUACGGCUUUAAUUUUGAAAAAGGAAAAAAAUGGAACCUUAAUUAUUGAAUAUGAGGGAAAAAACAUGGGAAUAGUGAAUAAUAUUUGGUUAACAAAGAAUAUAUUUAUGAGCUAUUUGGCAGCAAAAAAUCCUAUUUCUGAAAAGGCAAAGAGAAAUAUUGCUGAUGGAUUUGAUGAAUUAUUAAAAUAA